AUGUUCCCGUUGGCCCAGUUUGGGGUGCUGUCGGCCUUAGCCACCGCGCUCACCUCGGUCCUUUCUGCGCUCUUCCUGCUGGCACUGACCCGGCAGCUGUGGAGCCUCCGCUGGAGCUUGACCCGGGACAAAGAGAGCAGUCUGCCGCUGCCGAAUGGCUCAAUGGGCUGGCCGCUGGUCGGAGAGACUUUCCACUGGCUCUUUCAGGGAUCCAACUUCCACAUCUCGCGCAGAGAGCGUCAUGGCAACGUGUUCAAGACCCACCUCCUCGGAAAGCCUGUCAUCAGAGUAACGGGAGCAGAAAACAUCCGCAAGAUCCUGCUAGGCGAGCACAGCCUGGUGUGCACCCAGUGGCCCCAGAGCACCCGCAUCAUCCUGGGACCCAACACCCUGGUCAACUCCAUCGGUGACCUUCACAAAAAGAAGAGAAAAAUCCUGGCUAAAGUGUUUAGCCGGGGGGCUCUGGAGUCCUACUUGCCCCGGCUGCAGGACGUCGUCAAGUCUGAAAUCGCCAAGUGGUGCUCAGAGCCGGGCGCCAUCGAUGUUUACAGCGCUGCCAGGUCUCUGACCUUCCGUAUCGCCAUCAGGGUCCUGCUGGGUCUGCAGAUGGAGGAGGAGCGGAUAGUUUACCUGGCCCAAAUAUUUGAGCAGCUCAUGAACAACCUCUUCUCGCUGCCAAUAGAUGCUCCGCUCAGUGGGCUACGCAAGGGAAUAAAAGCUAGAGAGAUCUUGCACACCAACAUGGAGAAAAUCAUUGAGGAGAAGACGGAGCGACCGCAGGCUGAUGGGGAUUACCACGAUGCCUUCGAUUACAUGCUGUCCAGUGCAAAGGAGCACGGACACCAGUUUAGCAUCCAGGAGCUCAAGGAAACAGCAGUAGAGUUGAUCUUCGCUGCUCACUCCACCACAGCCAGCGCGUCCACAUCGCUGGUCCUUCAGCUUCUUCGUCAUCCAGCAGUGGUGGAGAGAGCAAAAGUCGAGCUGGAAGCAGAGGGCCUCGGCUACGAAUCCCACAGCAGUCCCAGUCCGUCUGAUGUCACCAAACAGAAGGAGGAGGACGCUGCUGACACCGAGAUAACCUGCCUGCUAAACGGAGACUGCCAGAAUCUCCAGAAUCACAGUGAUGGUUUCCCACAGUCCCAUUCUCAAAUACCCUACCUGAGCCUGGACAAGCUGAGCCAGCUUCGCUAUGUCGACUGUGUAGUCAAAGAGGUUCUCCGCUUCCUGCCGCCAGUCUCCGGUGGUUACCGGACAGCCCUGCAGACGUUUGAAUUAGACGGCUACCAGAUCCCCAAAGGCUGGAGUGUUAUGUACAGUAUCAGGGACACCCAUGAGACGGCAGCGGUCUUCCAGAGCCCUGAGCUGUUUGAUCCAGAACGGUUUGGCCCAGAGCGCGAGGAGAGUCGGUCGGCUCGGUUCAGCUACGUGCCGUUCGGUGGUGGUGUGCGGAGCUGUGUAGGGAAGGAACUGGCUCAGAUCAUCCUAAAAACUCUGGCAGUGGAGCUGAUUGGGACUUGCAAAUGGACUCUGGCCACAGAGAACUUUCCCAAAAUGCAGACAGUGCCGAUAGUGCACCCGGUAAAUGGGCUUCAUGUGAAUUUUACUUACAACAAGCCCCUUUAG
This is a messenger RNA of Labrus bergylta (ballan wrasse), 1623 nucleotides long. It is a transcript of the gene cyp26c1, whose product is annotated as cytochrome P450, family 26, subfamily C, polypeptide 1. The record is from RefSeq and is a predicted model, not a curated record. Gene Ontology annotation, molecular function: iron ion binding; monooxygenase activity; heme binding. NCBI's taxonomy places the organism in Eukaryota, Metazoa, Chordata, Actinopteri, Labriformes, Labridae. Gene Ontology annotation, biological process: sterol metabolic process.